Necator americanus (New World hookworm) is the source of this 894-nucleotide messenger RNA. RefSeq lists its product as uncharacterized. Lineage: Eukaryota; Metazoa; Nematoda; Chromadorea; Rhabditida; Ancylostomatidae. The record is from RefSeq and is a predicted model, not a curated record. The transcript has 7 exons. Bases 1 to 894 code for a protein of 297 amino acids.
AUGACGGGAGGAUCUCUGAUGAGUGUUUUCUGCAGCACAGCAAACGGCGGACAAGGAUAUCGUAAAAGAACGCAAAGCGGUUUGUUGGAGAUCACUCGACAAUGUUCGGGAGUUCAGCGUGACGAAACCAAUGGCUGUUACCAAAGAUUCCAUGUUCCCUUCAGGCUCACAAACAUUUUGACAUCGCCACACCAAACACUUCUAUCACAAGCUUCUCCUCAAAGUUUCACAACUUUGGCAGGGAACUCUACAUCCGACAAAACGACGUCGCCUAAGAUAGAAUGCAAGGAUGAUUCCGAUGGAGACCUUGAUAUGGAAGGAGACAAUGAAAAUGAUGCGGAAGAAGAUUUUUGUGAACAAGAUCAAGCUUCCAACGCUGCGUCAAGAGAGCAGGACGUUAAGAGUUCCUUCUCCGACGGCCCCUUCCCGGAAGGAGCAGUAAAAAGAGCGGCAGAGAAAGCUGCCAGGAGCUUCCAAAGCACACAACCUAAGGUUUUCGCAUGGCAAAUUCUUCGCGAAUCAGUGACCGAUGAGGAAUUACGCAAUGUUCAAAUCAGCUUGCGUACCUUUCACGGAGAAACGGCGGCCCAUCUCCUGACGAGGCAGCUUCCAAAAAUUCGACUUGUGGUUGAGGCCACAAUGAAGUAUUUCAAAUGGGAUUCGCUUCCAGAGGAAAGCCAGUUGAGCAAAGCUAAGCUUAUACUUAGUCAUCUGAAAAACAAUGCAAAAGUUCGCAACUGGACGUUACGUGAGGGCAGGCCAAAUAGAGUUGCAACCACAACGGCGAAUAUGGACGUUAUGUGGAAGAGGUAUGCCAGUCUGCUAGGUCCUGGUGGACUUGCCGCUGCUGGUCUCUUGCCUGUUCUACCAUCACUGGGGGCACAACAGUUGUGA